Rhea pennata is the source of this 2401-nucleotide messenger RNA. It is a transcript of the gene LMBR1L, whose product is annotated as limb development membrane protein 1 like. Gene Ontology annotation, molecular function: transmembrane signaling receptor activity. Gene Ontology annotation, biological process: signal transduction; receptor-mediated endocytosis. The coding region runs from base 117 to 1772 and encodes 551 amino acids. NCBI's taxonomy places the organism in Eukaryota, Metazoa, Chordata, Aves, Rheiformes, Rheidae. The transcript is spliced from 15 exons. The record is from RefSeq and is a predicted model, not a curated record. Gene Ontology annotation, cellular component: plasma membrane.
GGAUGGGGCCGCGCUGAUCUCCCGGCUCGGCCCGGUCCGGCUCGGCCCGGUCCGGUCCGGCCCCGCCCCGCCCCCCCGCGCUGCUGCCGCCCGCCCCCAGCCAUGCUGGCCGCAGCAUGGGUCCUGCGGAGCACGACGCGCUGGCCGUGCGGGAGCAGCUCUUCCACGAGCGGGUCCGCGAGUGCAUCAUCUGUGCCCUGCUCUUCGCCAGCCUCUACAUCCUCUGCCACUUUGUCUUAACCCACUUCAAGAAGCAUGCGGACUUCGCCGAAGCUCACGACGAUGAGGAUGCUGCUGUCAACAGGAUUGCGCUGGGGCUGUGCACGUUCACGCUGGCCGUCUCGCUGGGCGCCGUGCUCCUGCUGCCCUUCUCCAUCAUCAGCAACGAGGUGCUGCUCUCCUUCCCGCACAACUACUACAUCCAGUGGCUGAACGGCUCGCUCGUCCACGGCCUCUGGAACUUGGUCUUCCUCUUCUCCAACCUGUCCCUCGUCUUCCUCAUGCCAUUCGCCUACUUCUUCACCGAGUCGGAGGGCUUUGCGGGAUCCAAGAAGGGCAUCAUGGCCCGGGUGUACGAGACGUCGGUGGUGGUGCUGCUGCUGACACUGCUGGUGCUGGGCAUGGUCUGGGUGGCCUCGGCCAUCAUGGACAACGAUGCCGCCAGCCGAGAGUCGCUCUACGCCCUCUGGGAGUACUACCUGCCCUACCUCUACUCCUGCAUCUCGCUCUUCGGCGUGCUGCUCCUGCUGCUGUGCACCCCCUUUGGCCUCUCCACCAUGUUCACCGUCAUGGGGAAGCUGCUGGUGAAGCCCCGGCUCCUGGAAGACCUGGAUGAGCAGUUGAGCUGCACGAGGUUUGAGGAGGCCUCCAUGUCCCGCCGGAUCUCGUCCGGCAAGGCCUUCUGCUGGCUGAACCUGAGCGUGGAGCCGCUGCGGGAGCGGCUCUUGGCCAUCCAGAGCAAGAGGCGCGCUCUGGAGCUGCGGCGCCGAGCCUCGCCCUGGCAGAGGAACCUGGGCUACCCCCUGGCCAUGCUGGGCCUCCUGGCGCUGACGGGCAUGUCUGUGCUCGUCGUCUGCUUCCACGUGCUGGAGCUGCUGCUGGACGAUGCGGCGAUGCCGCGGGGUAUCCAGGUACCGGAGCCUGCCGCCGGUGGGAGGGUCCUUGCAGGGGGCAGCAAGGAGCCGCAGCCCCCGGCCCGGGGAGCGCUUCCCCCCCCCCCCACCGAUGCACCUCCUUCCCCCCAGGACGCCUCCCUGGGCCAGGUCUCCUUCUCCGUCCUCGGUUCCUUCGGAGCUGCCCUGCAGGUCGUCCUCAUCUUCUACCUGAUGCUCUCCUCCGUCGUGGGCUUCUACAGCUCCCCGCUGUUCACCCGGCUGCUGCCCCAGCGGCAGGACACCCCCCUCACCAAGAUCAUCGGGAACUGCGUCUCCUUGCUGGUGCUCAGCUCUGCCCUGCCCGUCUUCUCCCGGACGCUGGGGAUCACCCGCUUCGACCUCCUGGGGGACUUCGGCCGCUUCAACUGGCUGGGGAACUUCUACAUCGUCUUCCUCUACAACACGGUCUUCGCCGCGCUCGCUGCCCUGUGCCUCGUGAAGAAGGUCACCUGGGCCGUGCAAGCCGAGCUCAUCGGCGCCCUCGGUGAGGCCGGCGCGGGCGGCGAGGCCGGGGCCGCGGGGGACCCAGCGCCCCGCUCACGCCUCUCCCUCCGCCCAGGUCUGCACAAGCUGCCGCUGCCGGUGCUGCGCGCCCGGCCCCUGGGCGAGCCCGCCUAGGGCUGGGGGCCGCGGGCCGUCCCCGCCCUGCCCCGCGCCGCACCACGCGUCGCUGCGCGCCCCGAGCCCGCCGGGGCCUCGUGCCGGCAGAGCCUCCGCGGCCUCCCGGGAGCCCCGGCCCGGCUCGACCUCCCCCGCUGCCGCCCCGGGCCCCCUCGCCGGGGCGGGCCGGGGGCUGCGCUGGCCGCAGCCCUCGGCCCCCUUUAUAUACCUCAUGCAACGCUGCUGCGGCCCCCUCCCCCCGGCCUGUGGCUGCUGCCCCUGCUCUGUCUCGGCUUUUCCUUGUUUCUUCUCUUUUUACCCCCCCACCCCCACCCCAGCAUUGCAAUGACACUGAAGCAGGGGCCCUGCUCUGCCCUCACCCCCCGCCCGGCCCCUCUUGCCCUGCGGCCAGGUGCGGGGGGCAGGGGCUAUCCCUCUCGGGGCCGAGUCGCGCCUCCCGCUUUGUCGUCCUGGGGAGGAGGGCGGCUGGAGCAGGACCCCGGGGCCGGGGCCAUGAGCCAGCCCUGGCCUUUCCGUGCAACUGUGUGUGAUGAGUCUGUUGGGUCUCUGUUACCGUGUUACCUGUCUGGAGCAAUAAACAGAGUCUGUCUUUUUUAAAAUUAUAAAUAUAUAAGUAAUUAAAGCUA